Poecilia latipinna (sailfin molly) is the source of this 1233-nucleotide messenger RNA. It is a transcript of the gene nat8l2, whose product is annotated as N-acetyltransferase 8-like 2. Bases 199 to 870 code for a protein of 223 amino acids. Gene Ontology annotation, molecular function: N-acetyltransferase activity. The record is from RefSeq and is a predicted model, not a curated record. Lineage: Eukaryota; Metazoa; Chordata; Actinopteri; Cyprinodontiformes; Poeciliidae. The transcript is spliced from 2 exons.
ACGUCCCGUUCAUGUAACUGCACAAGUUUAAAGUUUAACUAUUAACCUAAAUAUACGUUCAAACGGUGUUUGCAAGGGUUGCUGUCUUUUUAAGCGGCUGAGGUGUAAGUCGGAUUACAGAGUUGCUGUUCGAUAAACUGAACAAACCGAGAAAGUUUGCGUAAAGUACAGUAAGGGUCCGAGAAGUAUUUUUGUGUCAUGGAGCUGGUGAUCCGCCGCUACCGUCCCUCAGACAAGGACACGGUGCGGCGCCUGUUCAGCAACGGCAUCAGGGAGCACAUCGGCCCAUGUUUUCAGAAUGCCAUGACUAGCCCUCUCCACCUCACUAUUAUCCUGUCUCUGGGUGUGGUUGGCUACCUCCUGGGCUCUUUGUUUACAGCUCUGUUGCUGUCAGCAGCCUGGGUGGGACUCAUCUACUGCUGCUCCUACGACCUAUUCGCCAGGUAUGUCUCAGCGAAACUGAAGACAGACAUGCAGGACAUCGAUGGGAGCUACCUGAGCAGACCAGAUGACUGCUUUUGGGUGGCAGAGGCUGAGGUCGACGGGGCAAAGCAGGUCAUCGGUAUGGUGGCUGUAUUGUGUAUAGAAAGUGGGAAUGAGAAGCAUGGGGAAUUGUUCAGAAUGAGCAUCUCGCCAAAGUCCAGGCGGAUGGGACUGGGCCGUAGGUUGACUCAGACUGUGAUUGAUUUCUGUAAGGAGCGAGGCUUCUCCAAGGUGGUGCUAGAGACCACCUCCACCCAGAUGGCUGCUGUGGAUCUGUACAAAAAACUGGGGUUCAAACUUGUCCUCACACACACAGAGGCAUACUCUCCCUCCUGGGUGCUUGCGUUGGUCCAAGUCACCAUUUUAAAAAUGGAAAAACUUUUGUGAAGCUACAGUUUAGGGUUUGCCUCUGUGUCUUACUUUGCACCUCCUAAAGAAAAGCCUGUCUUAUAAGUGGUAGCUUUUCCACUGACAUGGGGACCAAAAGUAUUUAACUCUGAUUACGAUGCAUUCACCAUCAUGACGUUUGGUUGUCUCCAACUUAUUAAAAGUAGUUCUAAUUUCUUGUUUACACUUGUUAAAUGUUUGAUGCAUGACAUUUUAACAGUUUACUUCACUCCACCUAUUGAAUAUUAUUGAGUGUGUUAUUAAUCUGACCUGUUUCCACUAACUGUUUUUAUAACAACCAAUUUUGUUCUCCUGACAAAAAGUCUGCACUAAAUCUGAAAUAAAGAUUAUUUUUUUCUAAUA